Messenger RNA from Gloeophyllum trabeum ATCC 11539, 2523 nucleotides. RefSeq lists its product as uncharacterized. Gene Ontology annotation, cellular component: plasma membrane. The transcript has 7 exons. NCBI's taxonomy places the organism in Eukaryota, Fungi, Basidiomycota, Agaricomycetes, Gloeophyllales, Gloeophyllaceae. Gene Ontology annotation, biological process: transmembrane transport. The record is from RefSeq and is a predicted model, not a curated record. Bases 169 to 2523 code for a protein of 784 amino acids. Gene Ontology annotation, molecular function: transmembrane transporter activity.
CGGGGACCUCUCGUGAACCGCGCAUAUUUGGGAAGCUGACCGGGUCUAGCUUCCGAGCAUCGUGCGGGUUUAUCCAGUGAACGACAGAGAGCCGUGGAUUAGUCCUAUGCAGCGCAGCUGUAGUGAUCGGACAGUUGACACGACGUUGAAACUUUCCCUCUCUGCACGAUGAAUGCUUCAUUUGCGGCGUACGCGUCGCAGUUCCUCACCCGACAGCAGCAGCAGCAGACGCAGGCCUCUAGCUUAUCUUCAAGUCAGCCGCUCUUCUUCUCAUUUACCACCGAUAAUGGGUCACGCGGGGGUAAUAACGAUACUGAUUUGGACGACCUAGAUGACCCUCAUUUGCGCGCGAGUGAGAUGAGCAGGGCAGGGACGCACGGGGCGUCCUCGAGUGCGCGGAGGGUGGAAGAUGAUGACGAUGAAGACCCGUAUCUGAGGCUGGACGAGGACGACAGUCCUGCGGGUGGGCCGGAGUCGCACUCGAUACCACUCCUCCAGUCACACCGCGAGCCUAGUCAUGGCUGGCUGGCGCAUGCGUCGCCGCUCCGACCGGAUUCGCCGUUGUCGACGCCUUCGUCUGAAGAGGCUCCCAGCCCGCCUCGCAAUCCCAGCCCGCCCUCGCGGUACCCUCGAGCACAACCGCCUCCUCCACCUCGGACAGCGAUUAACCUGUCCUUGACCGAGUCUCUGCUCCCGAGAGAUGGCAGUACACGAGCUACCGACGCCUUUUCUCUCCCGGACCCCCGUCAUCUCCACCGCGGACGCCGGAAGUACAACGACUCGAUAUGGACGGCGCUUUGGCUCGGCAGCGUCGGCGUAUGCGCCUUUUUCUCCAUCCUCCUUCUCUUCCUCACCCGCAGACCGAAAGACACACACAACAUUAGCCUGCCAUACCCCACGCUUCUCCAUACAGUCCCGCUACUGACGAUCAUCACAUUCCUGAGCGCACUGGUAUCGUAUGCGCAUAUAUUUCUGCUGCGCAUAUUCGUUGCUCCGGUCGUCUUUGCUACGUCCGUGUUCAUCCCUGCCACCCUAUUCAUCUCCGCGUUAUGGGCGUUCAUAGGAAGCUUCAUGUGGGAUGGGGAUCAGGAACCGACAUGGGGUGAAACCGUCGGGCUCCGACUAUUCUCCCUCGUUCCUCUCAUCCUCUCCCUAAUCACAGCACGCCGCCUUGUCCACCUCCCCCGUGAAAUCCACACUACCUCGUCCCUCCUCACCCUCGCAACGCGUCUCCUCGUCGCCAAUCCCUUCCUGCUCGCACUAUCCCCCGCCAUCCUCCUCGCCACGCUUCUCCUCUCCAUCCCUUUCGUGACGCUCAUCUUCCGGCUGCUGCUCAUCGGCUACUUCACGCAUAACACCAAGCAGGGUACGUGGGAGUAUCAUGUGAGAGCCUGGGCCGGGUGGGCGAUUGUAGGCAGCGCGAGUGUGUGGAUGUGGUGCUGGGCGGUUGCGCGGGGCAUCUUGAGAGUAACCACGUCCGGUGUCAUAGGUGCAUGGUACUUCGCCGACCAAUCCGCACCGCUUCCCCCGCCCACAGACACGCACACGAUCCACGCGGCGCUCUUCCGCUCGACGCAGCCCGCGCUGGGCACGGUCUGCCUCGCCUCGCUCAUCCUCACCGCGACGCGCGCCUUCCUCCUGCUCGCGUCCCUCCUGCGCAUGCUGCCCUCCGCGCUGCCGCUCCCGGUGCAAUUCCGCCCGCUGCUCGUCGCGGCGGCGUGGCUCGCGGGGUUCCUGGAGGGCAAGGCGAGCAGCAUGAGCACGUACGCGCUGUGCUACGUCGGGCUGACGGGCCAGCCGUUCUGGCGUGCCGCGGAGAGGAGCGGGGAGUUGACGUGGAAUGUGGGCGGGGAGAGCCGCGAUCCGAGGCAGCCGGGGAGGUACAGAAGGAGGUUCAAGUCCGAGCCGCCGUUGACUCUGCUGACUGUUGCGCCGCUGACGCUGACGUUCCCCUUCGCGCUUACGACGUACCUGUUCGUGGCGCACACCUUGAACGCGCCGGACUCCGCGCUCGGGGCUGCGCUGCUCGGGGGUGGGGUGACGGCGCUCGUGGGCGUGUUUUGCGUGGGGCUGGUCAGGGAUACGGCCGACGCGGUGUACAUGUGCUACUGCAUCGACAAGAGCCUGGGCCAGAAGCGGAGGGAGGAGGUAUUCGACACUUUCGAGUACGACGUGCGAACGCCGUCGGCGCCUCCGCGGCAACGGCACCACCAGCCGGCGUUGAGCGAGGGCCUGCGCCUCGCGCGCGAGCCGCUGUCGUCGCUGCACCAGCACGAAGACGACUCGGGGUCGGACGAGGCGGAGCCGGAGCCGGAGCCAUUCUUCCCCGAGCCGCGGGCGUACGACGCGGAGGUGCCGCCGUCGUAUAGCGGGUACGAGGCGAAGCGGUCGGGGGAUCUGGAGACGGGGUUGGGUUCGGGUUCGGGGCUGGGGUCGGGAUUGGGGAAGUCGAGGGUGGAAGGGGAAGAGGGGGAGGGGGAGGGGGAGGAGUCGCAGAUGUUCCCCGGCUCGGAUCUGUUCUGA